AUGCUCAAAGGCCAAGCCUUGGAUUUUUACUAUGACAAUAAGGAAAUAUGGGAAGCAAGUGACUGUGACCCUGUUGAAGGAAUUCGUGCCUAUUUCGAAGGCCCAGAAUAUCAUCGAACCAUACUGGAUAAGUGGAGCGGAAUUUCGCUUCAAAAUAUAGUCGAUGAGAACCCAGAGAAGACAUUAAAAGUAACUCGUACACAUCCAGCAUGCCAACUUGCAACUUCAAAGCAACAAGAUACAGUUCCUGGACUAACCCGCGAUUUACAAUCAGGUGUUAGCCAGUACGAGGACAUGAUAAAAGCUACAAAUGGACGCCGCACUGCAAACCCCAGCACCAACGCAUACUUUACGGAUUGA
Talaromyces stipitatus ATCC 10500 is the source of this 360-nucleotide messenger RNA. RefSeq lists its product as uncharacterized. The coding region runs from base 1 to 360 and encodes 119 amino acids. NCBI's taxonomy places the organism in Eukaryota, Fungi, Ascomycota, Eurotiomycetes, Eurotiales, Trichocomaceae. The record is from RefSeq and is a predicted model, not a curated record. The transcript is spliced from 2 exons.